This is a messenger RNA of Monascus purpureus, 3183 nucleotides long. Lineage: Eukaryota; Fungi; Ascomycota; Eurotiomycetes; Eurotiales; Aspergillaceae. The record is from the annotation of a GenBank genome assembly.
AUGCUAUCCGCCUUCACGGCUCGGCCCCUAGUCGAGCUCAAACCGCGCGAUAAGUCCAAGAUCGAAUCCGUUCUUGCCUACGGCGACAGGCUGCUGGCUGGAUUAAACAAUGGCAGCCUUCGAAUAUACCGAAUCAAUGAGGUACCCGAUGACGAACCUCAGCCGGCACAUCACGAGGGAAAUGGCGACGGUGGGGAGAAUGGGAACACGACAACAGGCAAGAAGACGCCCGUGGACAACGGAACAACCGCGAACUCACUAGACGAACGAUACCCGAAGCCGAAGCGGACUGAACUUCUGCGCGAACUGGAAAAGUUCUCGCGAUACAAGAUCGAACAGCUGGUUCGGAUUAAGGAGGCCAACGUCCUCGUCUCGUUGUCUGGUGGUUACGUCUCCAUUCACGAUCUGCAGACCUACUCGCUACAGGAGCAACUUUCCAAAACGAAAGGAGCUACCACUUUCGCUGUGACAUCAAAUAUUAUUAAUGAACCUGAGACUGGUGUUCCUUCUAUUGUUUCCCGUCUGGCUGUUGCCGUGAAGAGAAAGAUUCUACUGUGGACAUGGCGAGAUAUGGAGCUUGAGAGUAACACUGCGGAGCUAACGCUGGUCAGUGGUGUGAAGACGCUCACAUGGGUCUCGGGGACGAAGAUUGUGGCUGGUCUCAGCUCGAACUUUGUGCUGGUGGAUAUAGAAGCCGGAGCUGUCACCGAUUUGGUGGGACCUGGGAGCAUUGGCGGUCUUGGGGGGCAGGAGACAGGGCGUUUUGCGGGUGUCGGUGUUGCGAGCAUGAGCUAUAUCGGGAUGAGUAGUAUGGUCCCCAAACCACUUGCGACGAGACUCAGUGAGGGGCAUAUAUUACUGGCUAAGGAUAUCAACACUCAUUUCAUUGAUAUUGAUGGCAACUCACUCGGACGAAGACAGAUUCCCUGGAGCCAUGCACCUUCGCACAUCGGAUAUUCAUACCCUUUUCUGUUAGCUUUGCAUGACUCGUCAAGGGGAGUGUUGGAAAUCAGGAACCCGGAAACCCAGUCGCUGCUCCAGUCUAUUUCGCUGCCACAUGCUAGUAUUCUGCACAUUCCACAACCCACCAUUAGUUUGGCUCAUGCCGGAAAGGGGUUCCUAGUUGCGAGCGAUCGGGUAAUUUGGAGGAUGGAGGCUCUGAACUACGAUUCUCAAAUUGACGCUCUUGUGCAAAAGGGCUAUCUCGAUGAGGCGAUUAGCUUGAUCAAUAUGCUCGAAGAUGCGCUCUUAAAGGACAAGCCUGGCAGGCUGCGCUCGAUUAAGCUCGAAAAGGCACAGAGCCUUUUCGGCAUGCGGAAAUACCGAGAUUCCAUGGAUCUUUUUACAGAGGUAUCCGCCCCUCCUGAGAUAGUAAUCCGACUGUACCCUAAGAUUAUUGCUGGGGAACUCUCGUCGAUUGUUGAGGACAGUGAGGAUUCGGAAGACAGCGCCACAGAUAGCCAGCAAAAGUCAAAUGGCUCUCAGGCGCAGGUUGAUACGGCCCCUUCAUCUGAAGAAGCAACUGGUUCCAAACAGCCGGUGUAUGCUUCCUCUGUUAGAUCUCUUCUCCGAACGAAGGCCGAUGAGAGUAGUGACUCGGGUAGCGUUCGUGGGAAGGCUGUAGAGGAUGAUAAACCUCUUCAAGGGAAAGAUCUCAAAGUUGCGGUCCGCGAGCUUCAGGGGUAUUUGGCCGAUGUCCGUCGGAGAUUUCAGCGAUUUCUGAACACUAGCGGGUCAUUGAAAAUCGAGCACCCACUCACUAGCGGAGUGGCUGACGAGUUUACCGAUUCCGUCACAAAGCUUCUAGGACUCUCUAAAGAUGAUUCGGACGAGGAAUUUCACGAACAGCUUUGGGAAAAAGCCCGACUCGUUGACACGACCCUUUUCCGCGCCCAUAUGUUUGCAACUCCGUCGCUCGCUGGCUCGCUCUUCCGAAUUGCCAACUUCUGCGAUCCGGAUGUGGUAGUGGAAAGGCUAGAGGAGACUGGCCGCUACAAUGACCUCAUUGAUUUCCUGUAUGGAAAGCGAUUGCACCGCCAAGCUCUUGAGCUCCUGCGGAAGUUUGGGCAGGCCGAGCCAGACGAAGAGAAGAUCCCCCCACAGCUCCACGGUCCCAAGCGAACUGUCGGGUAUCUACAGCAUCUACCCCCGGACAAGAUCGAUCUUAUUCUGGAAUUCGCGGAGUGGCCCCUGCGGACUGACCCUGCAUUGGGCAUGGAAGUGUUCUUGGCUGAUACCGAAAACGCUGAGACAUUACCACGUUCCCGUGUUCUAGAGUUCUUAGACGGUAUUGACCCCAUCCUUGCUGUGAAGUAUCUGGAGCAUGUCAUCAGGGAGUUGAAUGAUAUGACUCCUGACCUGCACCAGAGGCUUCUUCUGCUCUAUCUAGAGCGUCUGCAGAAACACAAAUCCAAGGAGUUUGAAUUCGCUACCGAAGAAGAGAAGGACGAGUGGUGGGAUAAGUUUUUGGAGAUGCUGAAAUCAAGCUCGCAGUAUUCUCCUGCUAAGAUGCUUGAUCGUCUUGAUCGUGAUGACCCGGAAUUCUUCGAGGCAAGGGCUAUAGUGUUCAGUAAGAUGGGCCAGCAUAAGCAAGCAUUGGAGAUCUACGUCUUUAGACUCGAAGACUAUCACAAAGCGGAAGAAUACUGUAACCAUGUCCACCUAACCGAGUACGCAGUCGCCAAAGAGGUCGCCCCGUCGCGGCGCGUGGCCCCGACUGAUUCGGAGGAAGACCAACCAUCUAUCUACUUGACAUUACUAUCCCUAUAUCUUACACCGCCGCAUGGCUACAAGCCUCGGUAUGGGCCAGCGCUUGAUCUUCUUGCCAGGCACGGAUCUCGCCUGCCGGCAAACUCUGCUCUUGACUUGAUCCCCGAGUCUCUUCCCGUCAAGGAGCUGGAGUUCUACUUCAAAAGCCGGAUACGGGCAGCCAGCUCUAUUUUGAAUGAAACCCGGAUCGUGGCCAAUCUUCAGAAGGUGCGGAAUAUCAAGACGCAAGCGCACCUGGUGGCCGGUGAGGGGUCCGAUGGGAAGAGCACGAGGGCAAGACAUGUCACGAUCACGGAAGAGAGAAUUUGUGGUAUCUGCCAUAAACGACUUGGAGGAAGUGUGAUAAAUGUUUUUCCGGAUAACGAGGUUGUGCAUCUUGGCUGUGCAAAUAGAGUUACCAGCACUACUUUGUGA